AUGGCUCCUAAGAAUCAACUCACAGCCAAAAUUCAAGCAAUGGCACUGCUCAAGCAACAGAUCCAGGAUAAUUGUGAUAUGUCUGGGCCUUCCCAAUACAGGAAUCUGGUCACUAAUACGACAUCUCCCUUCAGCGCCUUCGAGAAGGCAUACAAUGACUACUCGCGCAUGUGGAACAGUAAGUUCGCUGCGAAGAUCUUCGAGAUUCUGGCUUGCGAGCUGCGAGACAUGGUUUACUGUCACCUUAUCGGCGGUGUUUCAACGGCCCACAUUCUACCACGUUACAAAAUCUUGCCGGCGAACAGUCGUGGAGAGUAUUUCUUCCAUGUGGAACUCGGUGGCCGUCGUGGCCAGGCCCGCGGGCUUGACAAUGAGCUUCAACACUACUUCAUCGGAGGUUACAUGGGGAAUGAGUUUGCUAUGGAGAUCGCACAAGUCUUCAACCGACAUGCCUGUUACAACGUUCGUCAUAUCGAUGAUGUUGUUCCUCUACUUUACAGCGGCCCUUUGAUGAUUCAUCCAUCCUGUCGACCUCUCGACCACCUCCGAACGCUGUCGGUGUGUGUCUCUAUGGAACCAUACUUUACCUCCAACAACUAUCAACAAGCGGUUGUCCUGCAUAAACAGGCUGAGAGCAAAGCAAUGAAGGAUGACUACGAGAAACAAGUCAGUUGGCUUAGCGAUCUCGCGGCCACGAAGCAUGCAUCACGGCUCGCGAUUACCCUCUCCGUCGAGGCACGAACUUUGUCUGCCAUGAAGAGAUACAAGGCUGUUCUGCUCCCACAUAUCCAAGAACUUGUGAAAAAGAACUGCAAGGUGUUUGUUUCCUGGUGGAACAUAGACAGAUCUUCAUGGCGCAAAAUCGCCAAAGCUUUCGUAGGGGAUGUCUCUGGUGCGCAAGCAGAUGAAAAGAAGGUUGGGAUUGAGGAAGGCAGCGACAAUGGGGAUGGAUAUGAGAUCGUUUUCGGCAAUGUUGUCGGAUGA
Molecule: messenger RNA, 984 nt
Organism: Alternaria arborescens
Lineage: Eukaryota; Fungi; Ascomycota; Dothideomycetes; Pleosporales; Pleosporaceae
Exons: 4
Coding region: 1-984 (327 amino acids)
Source: RefSeq, a predicted model, not a curated record